Molecule: messenger RNA, 2121 nt
Organism: Aspergillus clavatus NRRL 1
Lineage: Eukaryota; Fungi; Ascomycota; Eurotiomycetes; Eurotiales; Aspergillaceae
Exons: 3
Coding region: 1-2121 (706 amino acids)
Source: RefSeq, a predicted model, not a curated record
AUGGGGAGAUCGUUGCCUCCGUUUAUGUAUGGUGCGUCUACGUCGCAUGCCUUCUAUGGUCCAACGGAUCGGCCUUUCAAUCCAAAGGCUGUGACUGAGUCGAGUUGGGCCCGACCGACCUCGAAGCCAAAGCAAAAGGGACCAUAUAUCAGCUUCAACAGACAUCCAGACUCGUAUUCGAACUUUCCCGAUGGAGUGACGCGAUGGGCCCCCAUGAGUCCUCGGACAAAGAGUAAGGUGUUCUAUGGAAGGAGGAUACAGUUGGGUUUGCGUGUGCUAGCUCUUCUCGGAGCACUCGGAGCGCUGUUCUGUGGCAUCGUUAUCAAAAAUAUCGCGGUGACUAUCAUCUGGAUCAUUCGCGCCGGACCCAUCGUUGCAGUUCUCCACACCCUCUAUGGUAUCUAUCAUCUAUGUCGCUCUCCGGUCACUAGACCUGCGGGCUCGCAGGCCAGCUACAUGGUCUUCGCAGCAACCCUGGACUUAGGACUGAUCCCAUUCUAUGGUUUCUCUGCAUACAUCGCAUACCAGCAGAUCACCAACAAUGCCUAUCAUUGGAGCACUCUAUUGAGUGCCGACGCCGAAAUCACAGACAAAAUCGCUCACGCGACGUUUCUCCUGAGUGUCGUCAGCGGAGGCAUCCAUCUUAUAUCCUUGGGCAUCUGUGUCUUCCUGGCCAUAAUUUUCCGCCAGAUCGCUCAGCUGCCUCCGGAUCUGAACCCGCUCGAAGACAAUCUCACUUCCCGGCCCCACAAGCGAAACAAAUCAGAACUUGCUGAGAAGCAUCUCAGUAACUCUACAGUUGCAUCUGAAAUGUCUUCCAUGGAGGACCCCCUCAUUAAUGCGCCUCGCACCGUGCCGUUCAUGCAUACCCGCAGCAGGUCCUCUGAGGAUGCGUCAAGCCGGGGCUCUGUUCUCAGUCAGCAAAGAGAGUCGCAAUCAUCCAUGUAUCAUGCUGCAGAGGUUCCCCCGGUUCCUCCACUGCCCAGUCAGACCUUCGUGGAGGAGAAUAAUUCACCACGAAAGAAGUUAGCUUCGACAAAAGCCCCCAGUGUUCGUGCUCAGGAGGCCUCGCUUGAUGUUCCUGACAGGGCACAAUGCAUCAGCCCGGAGUCAGGCAACUGGAUCAUUUACCCCUCCCGCUCUCCUUCCCCGGCAGAGGCUGCUUUGAACGAGAAUUUGGCCCGCCGCGACCCGUCAUCUGCGUACAGUCAGGCGGAAUCUCUCGUCUCCAGAGGCAGCAGUUUCAAGGACUGGCUCACAUCUGCUCAGCGCUAUGAACGGCUUGCUGAAGAGACCAUUUCCGAGGAGGUUCGCGGCGAGUAUGAGUCUCUCACUUUGCAUGAAUACUAUGGCAACGACGAAGAUCUCCACGAACAUGCCCGGCAGACCGGAUACUACAAUAACACCGAACAAGACAUCGGCGACCACAACAUCAACAUCUUCCUUGACCACGACGCGCGCGAACGAGUAGUAUCUGCCUCCCUCCAGGUCAAUCCCCUGGCCUUGAACCCGCCCAGCCCGCAACCCAUACAAGAUGAGGCCAGAGACGACGCCCAGGACGAACCCAACCCAUCUCCACGCGUCGCCCUCACGGAAAUUCCUGACCUCUCCCCAAAUCCCCCAGCUUCACUGCCAUCCCAAGAGGGCCCCGAGAAGAAGAGCCGCUUCUACGGCGAACUCAACACAAAGCCGUGGCUCACCAUCCCUCGUGGCGUGAGUGGUCAGAACGAGCCCAACUCUCCCAACAUGGGCCGCAAGAAGAGCAAGCUCGUCAAGCGCAACAGCCAGAAACUACACACGUACGGGCCCCUCACGCAGAAGGAUGGCGACGACUACGGCGGUGAGGAGCAGCAUCCCCCCGUUCCCCUGCACCCUGCGACAGCGGACAGCGACCGCAAGGGCCGUGUUGUAAGUAACUCGGGCGCCGACGUUAGCCGCCACGAUCUCGGCGCAGGAUCGUCGCUGGCGUAUGGCAAUUACAUUGCCAACUUGGGUGUCGGGAGGCGGCGGGAUGUCAGCGGGAAGAUCGCCGAGGAGGGCAGAGGUGGUGUUGUCGAGGUGGAGAGUCCAAGCCCGAAGCCUCUGCGGGCUGCUGGAUGGGCUCGUUUUGCUGGAUUGUAA